UAAUGAAGGCAGGUGCAGUGGUAAGAGACAGUAGAGAGUGCAGUAUACUGUAACACAGGGAACACUGUUUCCUAAAAAACUGUGAUAGUUUCUGCUAUACAACGCCUUCUAAAUCCAUAUAUCUGCGUUUUGUUUUUUGUUUUAAACCUGAAUAGGUGUGCUGCUGGUGGUUCUGCUGGUAUCUAACAUGUUCCUGUCAAAGAAAGGUGUGACCUCAUUGCCAAUCUGUCCAAGUGGGUCUGUUGGUUGUCAGGUCUCCCUUGGGAAUCUUUUUGAUCGUGCAGUUAAACUCUCACACUACAUCCACUCCCUCUCCUCAGAAAUGUUCAACGAAUUUGAUGAGCGCUAUGCUCAAGGUCGGGGAUUUAUUACAAAGGCCAUUAAUGGCUGCCACACUUCCUCCCUAACCACUCCUGAAGACAAGGAGCAAGCUCAGCAGAUUCACCAUGAAGACCUACUGAAUUUAGUGCUCGGAGUACUGCGCUCCUGGAAUGAUCCCUUGCUCCACCUGGUCUCUGAAGUGCAAAGUAUCAAAGAAGCUCCAGAUACCAUCCUCUGGAAGGCUGUGGAGAUUGAGGAACAAAACAAGCGUCUUCUAGAAGGAAUGGAGAAAAUAGUUGGACAGGUUCAUCCUGGUGAAAUAGAAAAUGAAGUCUACUCCAGGUGGUCAGGUCUCCCAUCCCUGCAAAUGGCAGAUGAGGACUCCCGUCUCUUUGCCUUUUACAGUCUGCUGCACUGCCUGCGUAGGGAUUCCCACAAAAUUGACAACUACCUGAAGCUGUUAAAAUGUCGCCUUAUCCAUGAUAGCAACUGUUAAGUAUUCCCUAGGCCCAUCCCUCUCUGAAAUGAUAUAACUAAAUCGUUCAAAGAGGCCUUCUUGUUGCUUUGCCAUUUUUUGUUGCAAACUUUUUGAGAAAUUACAUUGUGCUGUAUAAA
Molecule: messenger RNA, 936 nt
Organism: Chrysemys picta bellii (western painted turtle)
Lineage: Eukaryota; Metazoa; Chordata; Testudines; Emydidae
Gene: PRL
Product: prolactin
Biological process (GO): positive regulation of cell population proliferation; positive regulation of receptor signaling pathway via JAK-STAT; response to nutrient levels
Cellular component (GO): extracellular region
Molecular function (GO): hormone activity
Source: RefSeq, a predicted model, not a curated record